Messenger RNA from Bipolaris sorokiniana ND90Pr, 939 nucleotides. RefSeq lists its product as uncharacterized. The record is from RefSeq and is a predicted model, not a curated record. The transcript has 2 exons. Lineage: Eukaryota; Fungi; Ascomycota; Dothideomycetes; Pleosporales; Pleosporaceae. The coding region runs from base 1 to 939 and encodes 312 amino acids.
AUGAUUCUGGCCAGUCCGGUGUGGAAGAAGAUAUUCGAGCGGCACUGGAGUGAGAAUGGAACGGCCGCUAUCUCAUUACCCGAUGAUGAGCUAGAUGCAAUGCACAUUGCCCUCCGAAUAGCUCAUCUCCGCUUCCACGAAUUGCCCAAGAAGAAUGGACUCACCAUCGAUGCCCUUCUCCAACUUUCAGUCGUGUGCGACAGAUACGACCUUGUCAAGCUAGUUCGACCGUUCUUGGAUCUCUAUGGCUGGGCUCAGUGCCACUACCCUGAUACCACUUCAGGGGAACGAUGUCAUCCGGCCUGGUUCCUUGUGGCGUGGACCUUUGGCUACAAGGACAGCUUCCAAAACCUUGCCAAGUUUGUAGUCAAAAGGACUGGCUUAGAUCAACGUGGGAAUGCAAUGAUGGAUAGUGGCCAGGCAUUUCCGCUUCAUAUGCCACCAGCACUACUUGAACGGAUAAUGGAAAUCCGAGAAGCCACUCUUACAGCCAUGCUUGAUGUUCUCUACGAUAUCUUGGACGACAUCACACACGUCUAUGUGUGUCAAGUGGAUGAAUCAUGUGAGCAAAAGUGUCGCGCCAUGGUUUUGGGUUCAUUCAUCUCCUUCCUCCUAGAAAGCAAUCUCUACCCAGUACGACGCGCGGCUUCCGGGACUUCUUUGAGUAUUCAGCAACUGUAUGAUCAUGCAAAUGCUGCUGAGAUUCUUACGUUUGAAUCGCACGACUACGUAGAGAUGGCAGCCCAUGUAAAGCGAACCAAUUGCGAUCCGGCCAAAGCUACAGCCGACACAUUCAAACACCAAGGCGGUCUCAUUCUCCACAAAAAGUGCUUUGGAGCAUUUCAUCUUCGGUCGAAAUUGCGAGCGAUUUAUUCGGACAUCGACUCGGUAGUGCUCCCAUCUCAUAUACAGCAUAUGGACGAACAGGCUGCAAAGUAA